Lichtheimia ornata is the source of this 267-nucleotide messenger RNA. RefSeq lists its product as uncharacterized. Bases 1 to 267 code for a protein of 88 amino acids. Lineage: Eukaryota; Fungi; Mucoromycota; Mucoromycetes; Mucorales; Lichtheimiaceae. The transcript has 2 exons. The record is from RefSeq and is a predicted model, not a curated record.
AUGGCGAAUCCUAUUGAAUUGGAAGACGAAGAUCAACAUUUGAAUUUGGCUGUGGUUGUCAAGGAUACCGUUUCCAUGGUUUUGGAAAUCAGCUACCUGCAAGUCGUCUCUUUAUCGGUGGAUCUUCAGAGCAAAUGUUUUUAUCGGUGCCAUGGCGGAUCUCAUUCCUCAAGUACUUGUAUGGAUACCUUCGACGUUCUCUUGGCAAGCCAAUAUCCUCGCGUAUGCUAUUUCAUCAAGACCGGAUUUAUUUGUUGCAGUGCAUGA